AAUUUUACCAACACGUUUCAAUUAUCAAUCUAUUGUAGACAAUACUGGGACGGUGCGAGCCAGAUAAAUUUGGUAUUUUGGAGAUCAAGCUUGUAAGUAAAGACAAACAUUUUAAAAUCCCUAUUGAAAAUGCCUACAAGCACCUCACAGUCCCAGACAUAUUAACUGUAAAAGUAGAAAAAGACGGAGAAGAAAUUCGGGAUGUAGUGGUUGAAAUAGAAAAUCGGGCCAUUGAGAAGCCCUAUCUAGGCGGUUACAGACAUCCAGUCUCAGGCGUUCAAUAUCAUCAUGGGUAUAGUCAAACAGGCCCAUUAUCACCUGAAUUACCAGCUGAAAUGAAAAACCACAGGGAUACUCAAACUUAUUUCAUGAGAAACAGAAAAGUCAACAAAAAUUGUUCAAAAUUCACUCAGGUUCCUACUAGGAAACUAAAUGUGUCUGACAAAUUGCUGACUCCUGGCCCAUAUGAAACAGCUGAAAAGCGAGAAAUAAGACUUGAAGGAAAAGUAAAAAUAAUUCAGAGAUAUUUUAGAGCAUGGCAAAUAAAAAUGCGUAUGAAAGCGCUCCGAUUAGAAUCUCAAAGGCAAAUUGAUUUUGAAGCGGAAUGUGAUGAAGUGGAAUUACAACAAAUGGAAGCGAUAAGAAAGAAAGACAUUAUCACUAAAGUUUUUCCUGUGAAAGGUGAAGAUUUUUCAAUGUUAUUUAAUAUGGUAGACCGCUGGAAAAAAGCAGAACUCGAGAGAAUCAGUGAAGUUUCAUGUGGCGCAGCAAGAAUGGCAGAGUCCUAUUUGCUAUUGGAAAAAGAAAUCGAAAUCAUUCGAUCGAUAGAAUGUCUCAAAAGAAAUGUCAAAAAGUCUCUAGAACUGAAAAAAGUAAUGGACUUUUUCAAAGAAAUCGGCAGUCCAAUUGAAUGGAACAGCGAGUACAAGGAUAUUCACAUUAGCAUGGACACUUUAGAAGCCCAAAAGGGCAGGGAAUAUCAUGAGUUAUACAAGGAUUUGUGUAAAAAGUCGUUAUCGAAAAAUGAAUGUUUUAAAAUAUAUUCGAGAAUUAAAGAGUAUAUUAAGACACACGAGUGUGGAAAAGAUGGCAAAGAAAUAAUUUCGUUGAUUGAUAGAAUGUGUGAAUUAACCGCAACGGGCCUGUCUGACAAUUUUUUAGGGGCGUUGAAAAAACGAAUUGAAGCCUUAGUUCUACACCAUUUCCAACUCCAAGAGCGCAACAAACAUCUAACCGAACACAUGAGAAAAGUAUCAACGAAACACGCGAGCAGUAAUUUAGUUUAUUGCCAUAGCUGUGAAAAACUAAAACCAAUAGAGAGUUUUACUAUUCACGCGAGGUUGCAAACCCUGAAAAUUUGCACCAUCUGCAAAAGGUUAAAUAAAGUUGAGCAACCAUGGAUCGAUCUGGCCCCACACAAAUUUAUACUGACACAAAUCAGAAAUUAUGAGCGUUCGCAUAAUGGAACAUCAUCCAUUGUAUUUAUAUUGAAAGACAGAGAUAUACAUCUGAUUGUGAAUAUCUGGCAUGGUCAUUCAGCUAUAUCAGAAUGCAACGACAUUUACCAAUUACGUUUAAUAAGAUGGAAAAAACAUGAAGAAUGGGCCCCAUGGAACUGUAUCCUCUUGACUACAGAAGAAGCUAAAGCCCAUUUAGGAAUAACAGACUUGGAGACAGUUUAUGACCAACACUUUAUCAACCAUAUUUUCUAUAAACAUGCAUUAGCUAGAAUACACUUUAAACACUUGACAAUUUACGAUAAUUAUUAUGCAAAAUAUAAAAAAGGACAUUGUCCCCCCUGUGAGGCAAGACUAAAAUGUAUGUCAUGCUUAGAACGUGACUGUAGAAGAUGUUCUAGGGCUGCCUCAUUUGUUUCUGAAGAAGAAAGCGAAGAUAUGUCUCAAAUAACUGAAACGAAUGCAACAGCAGGUAGAACGACUGAAACGCCUACAACUGCUGAAAGUAGUGAAUGUUCACUAAAAGUUAUUCACAAGAAUAAGAACGCUAGACAACAAAGUGAUGAUAAUUAUAAUUUUAUACAAGACUUAUAAAAAUAAAAAAAUGAAAAAAAAAUAUAUAUAUAUAUAUAUGAAUGCCUGUAAAAGUUCAGAUUAAAAUGAUAAAUAAUUAAAGUACGUAGGUAGUUACCCGUUUUGUUACACUAUUUCACUAAGAACAAAUGAUAAAGAAUGAAAGUCGGAACUAAUAGUAAUCGGGAACCCUCUCAAGCAAGUGUCCCUUUUCUUUCUAGGAGCCGGUCCUAAUGAAUUAAUUACAACCAGGAAGCACCACGAGUUUCCUUAACCUGAAGAUGAACCCAUAAAUCAGAAAGGUAUUGAAAGCAUGGCUAAAGCAAGCUAAAGUAAAGUGGAGUUCAAGUGACAGAUUCAUAGUUUUUGGCAUCUUCUGAUAGAUGAGGCCCCACAUUUUCACGGCAUCCGUUGGCCACAACGUAUCGAAAUCACGCAAAUUCAUGGGGCCAAGAAGUAUCUAAACCAUCAAGUAGAGAGGACAGCAGAUAGUCUAGAGUCGAUUAGUAAGAAAUAAAACUCGGGAAACCAUUUAGAAUGCUACAGAACACUUUUGAACUUCAAAAAUCCUUUUGGAAAGUUCGAAGCACUUAAAAUUCAAUUCAGAAUUUCCAAAAGCAUUCUGUAGCGCUUCAGAACAUUUUGGAAAUUUCGGAUUUACAAUUUCAAAAAGCAUUUUAGAACAAUUCCGAAGUUUGAAACCCAUUUUAGGACGCUCCAAAACACUCAAACACAAACUCUAGAAACAUUUUGAAAAGCGCCAGAAUCUUUUAGAACUCUUUUGAAUCAAUUUGGAACACAAAAUCUGUCAGAACAAUUUAGAAAUUACUGAAAUACUUCUAGAAUGUUCCAGAAAUCUUCAAGCCAAGUUAGAAGAUUUUAGAAUUUCAAUAUGCCAUUUAGAACGUUCCAACAGUCCAACACACUUUUUAGCAGCAUUUUGAAGGCUUCAGAACAAUUUAAACACUUCAGAAUUAUUUCAGAGAGCCUAUCGCCUGUUCAACCUGUCAACCCAAUAGUUAUGCCAGGAAAAAAAUAGACACCCCAACGUUUCUAUAUUCUUUAGGCCCUAUACUUUCG
Ceutorhynchus assimilis (cabbage seed weevil) is the source of this 3110-nucleotide messenger RNA. Lineage: Eukaryota; Metazoa; Arthropoda; Insecta; Coleoptera; Curculionidae. The record is from the annotation of a GenBank genome assembly.